Messenger RNA from Coregonus sp. 'balchen', 25272 nucleotides. NCBI's taxonomy places the organism in Eukaryota, Metazoa, Chordata, Actinopteri, Salmoniformes, Salmonidae. The record is from the annotation of a GenBank genome assembly.
UCCGCGCCGCCCUUUUUAUUUACCAUAUUAGCAAUUAGCUAGCUAACAACUAUUUGUUUUCCCGUGAUUUAUACGCGCUUUUGAGAUAAUCAACGCCACCGCUGAGGUCCACGAAGGAUUUCAAAGGUAAUACAGCUUUUCAAUGAUUUUACCGUCUGUAUGUGCUCCGCACAAUGCCAUUUUAUGGUGUGCUUUGCUAAUGUAAUGGCGCCUGGCGGCUCCCUCUCCUCGUCCUUGUCGAAGGGAAAGGUAAGUUGCUAAUCAUGGCUCCCCUUAUCGCUGACGUCCGUUGACGCGGGUACUUGCGUGCCAGUGACUGUGUAUUACAAAAAUUCGCUCAUUCAUUGAGACAAAAGCACAUACUAGCCACGCUAGCUAACUACAAGGCAAAUGUUAAGAAUAGCUGGCUUAUCCACCAAUGUUUAGUUAGCCAGCGAGCUAGCGUUAGCUGGCUGACAUUACCCUGAUUUAACAAAUUAACGUUAGUUAACUAACGUCAUCUAUUGCUAUCAAAACGGUACUAAUUUAUCAAACGUCACUAAGGGUGUGUUCUUAAAUUCAAUCUGGAGUGCCAGAGUGCACUAGUAAAUGCAGAGCGUUCGCUCUGGCUAUCUACUACGAUUUCAGAGCACUCGUCUGAGUGUGCCAGAGCGGAGAAUAACUGAUGAUUUUACCAACGCUCAACACCAGUUGAAUAUGUCCGGUGUUAGUAAACGUCGGCAAAAAACGUAAUUCAAUUGUAGCCAGCAGCACAGUUGGAUAACAGUAAAAUCGUCCGAGUGAUGUGUCCUCAUUUGUGUCUGGAAGUAGCUAGCCAACGUUAGCCAGUUAGCUUGGGUGUUAGACUGCCGUUGUGUUGUCAGAACGCUCGGAUCAACCCUACUCCUUGGCCAGAGCUUCCAGUGCGCGCUCUGAGAGCGAAACGCUGAAUUUACGAACGGACAAUCUGACAACGCUCUGAGUUUACGAACGCCAAGAGCACACUCUGAGGACCCUCUGGCACUCCAGAUUGAAUUUACGAACACACCCAGAUUGUCCGUUCAUAAAUUCAGAGUGUUUCGCUCGCGGAGCGUUCAGAGCGCACACUGCUGGUGCAACAAUUUAAUUAUGCCCUUUUGCCGACGUUUACUGACACCGGCCAUAUUCAAGGGUGUUGAGCGUUCGUAAAUUAAUCAGUUAUUCUGCGCUCUGGCAAACUCAGACGAGAGUGCUCUGAAAUUGGAGUAGAUAGCCAGAGUGAAUUUACGAACGCACCCUAAUUUGCCUAUCUAGUUAGCUUGUAUUCAAAUUAGAGGAUGCUGUGUAACGUUAACUAAACGCUCACGCUGCUCAAUAACUAGCUAGCUAACAAUGUUUGCAUAUUGUGAACCGGGUUCUCGUGCGUGAUUACGGUAGCUAGCUAGCUAACGACAUUGGUAUUUGCCUGUUGACCACACCAAUUAGCCAGCAAGCUAUGUUGAGCAGGAAAGACAACGCACUUGGCUAACUAGCUAACGUUAGACCCCUAGCUAACCAAAAGUUAUAGCUAGCUAGCUACCACAAGUUAGUAUUUAGUGCUGUCAGCCUUGUAACUAGCUAGCUACUGGUACGUUGUACUGAAUGUUCAAUCAUGUCUUUAGUGAGACCAUAUCCUUGGUGAGACAUGAUUAGCUAGCUAUAUGUUUUGUUCAAUGGACACAUAAAUAUAUCCUGGUGGAUGUGCAUAGUAAUUCUAGCUAUGGUGAAAAACUAGCUAGUCAAUACUUUUUUAGGUGUGAGGGAUGGGUGACUAUCCUCUGUUUCCAUGGAAAUGCUCAGCCUGUCCAGUCAGUGGCCACCAUAAACCUUUAUUUACAAAAUAGACAUGCCAGAGGGCUCUGUCCAGUGCCCAUACACACUAGUGUCCCAUCAGGAAAUCUUACCUGGUUUACCAGUUAGUUCAUCAAGCCUUUUCUUACUGAAUGACAGACUAGCCAAUAUGUCUUAACAAAUCUGCUCAAUGUUCUGUAAUAUCUGAUAUCUGAGUCCCCUGUAGCUCAGUUGGUAGAGCAUGGCUCUUGCAACGCCAGGGUUGUGGGUUCGUUUCCCACGGGGGGCCAGUAUGAAAAAUGUAUGCACUCACUAACUGUACGUCUGCUAAAUGAUUAAAAUGUAAAACAUUUAAAUAUCUGUAUUUUAAUGUGUUGCAGUAAUCAGUGGUCUUUAAUGUAUCUGUAUAUCUGCCUCCGCAGUGACCAUGGAAGAGGUGCAGAACAGCAAUGGCGCUGAGACACAGACUGUCACCAUCCCCACCACCAUCACAGCCUCCCAGAUCUCACAGAUAGCCCAACAGGUAACAGACAGGCUGAUAUCAACAGGUUAAUAAUGACUCAUUGACUUUCUGGAAGUAGGGGUUAGGAAUGGGAAUGAUAUCACUGACGGCAAUGCACUAUGCAAGUGAGAACUUAUAUAGAGGGCAGUGUGGUGUUACUGUCACAGAGAACAUGAUGGGUCCAUUCUGUGAAUAAUAUCAGCAUGGUAAUGAGCGACUUAAUUACCAGGGUGUCUGCAGGUCCUUUAAGUCUUAAAUUUAUUUAUCUGGUCUAUAUUGUGCCGCUGCUUAAAGACUCACUAUGCAGAAAACACUCCGCCAUUUCCUGGUACAUUACAUUUACAUUUGAGUCAUUUAGCAGACGCUCUUAUCCAGAGCGACUUACAGGAGCAAUUAGGGUUAAGUGCCUUGCUCAAGGGCACAUCGACAGAUUUUUCACCUAGUCGGCUCGGGGAUUAGAACCAGCGACCUUUCGGUUACUGGCACAACGCUCUUACCCACUAAGCUAAAAUUCUAAUAGUUUGCCUAUUUUCAGUUUGACAAAACAAGCAAGUAUAGUGUAGAGAAUCAUUGUACCAUCUACACUGCUGUGAAAUAUAUUUUCCAUAACCAAAAAUAUAGUACUUUCAGCUGUUUGAAGCUGGUGUACAAAACCAAAAUUAAAGACGCAAAAAUGAAACUUAAGAACGGGAAGCAUAGAAAUAGCGCACAUAGAAUAGAUCUACCGCUUAGACUUGCUUUCAAUGAGAACGACAGAUCUAUAACACACUUCUAUGUGAAUUUGGUCAGGUCGCCCAAAAGGUUACAUAUUGCAGCUUUAAUUGUUGCCACCGCGGCAAAAAAAGAAAAACAAUUGGGUCAUUCUUAUGACUGACAUUUUACUAAAAAUCCAUGUAAUUUUUUCACAAAUUCCUCAUGGAUCACUGAGAUUAGGAUCUAUUUAAUAAUUGUAUUUUUUUUUAAAUCAGAUAUUAUGCAUUUUACCACAAAUUCCACAAAAUUCUUAUUACUGCAACAGUUUUCGAAGUACCAAAAAGUAAUAGACAAAUCCAUUUUUUUUUACUUUUAUUUUUACAUUGCUUCCCCAAUGAAAUGGCCAGAGUUAAACAUAACAUUGACAUUUUUUUAAUUUAAACUUAAAUGACCUUUUCCCAAUUUGAGCUUUUUAGCCGUUUCGGUAAUGAGAAGGCCACAAGUGGGGUAAAGGGGGGUGUUUGAGAAUAAGAAACUCAUUCUGUAGGCAUAUAAGCAAAUUCAUUAAAUUAACUUUUCUCAUCUAAGGACUACUCUAGAUGAUGGUUCAUGGGUGUAUAAAAGUUUUACUAUUGGUUUUGUAACUCUAUUUGCUACAGACAUGUUUAAAACUGGUUUCAUGAGAAUCACCCAGUUGAACAUCAACUCGAGGCGCACUUUCAAGUUGUUAGAGAGCUAUCCACGUGCGCCUCUGUGUGUGCACAUCAUGUGCGAGUCGGGCUGUUGCCAGAGGAAAGAAAGAGCGCAAGGUAGCCUCUACAAUUUGAAAGACAACAACAGUAACUAAAGCUGGGACAAUAAACUGACAUUGCCCUCCUCUUACCAAAGCAAUUUUGCUUGCUUCGGUAAUUUCAGUGAUUGGGCAACCCAGUGUUCCUGCAGAUUUUUGUUUUGUUUAUAAAACCAUUAUUUGGCCAUUAUUUGGUCAACAGUAAUGUGCAUUAACCUGCUUCCCGCAAUUAUAAUAUCUGCCCUUUCCCUGUUUUGCUGCUGGCUCUGACUCCCGCUCCCCCCUUUGCACAAGGAGUAAAGGGAGAGAUCCAUUCUGAUAAGCACAAGCAUACUGACAGUUAAGCAACAUUUCAAAAUGUAAUUGCGGGAAAGACAGUUUUUAAAACAACUACUGUUGUUAAAAAAUUGUAAAGUCUCAGCGGUGUGAGUAUAACUUUAAUUUCUCAGCUAUCAAUAUAGAGGAAAUAACACCACUUUACAAAUGGAAUAUGUACACUGAACAAAAAUAUAAACGCAACAUGUCAAAUGUUUCAUGUGCUGAAAUAAAAGAUCCCUGAAAGGUUCCAUAAACACAACAAGCUUAUUUCUCUCAAAUUGUGCACAAAUUUACAUCCCUGUUAGUGAGUAUUUCUCCUUUGCCAAGAUAAUCUAUCCACCUGACAGAUGUGGUGUACCAAUAAACUGAUUAAACAGCAUGAUCAUUACACAGGUGCACCUUGUGUUGGGGACAAUAAAAGGCCACUCUAAAAUGUGAAGUUUUGUCUCAAAACACAAUGCCACAGAUGUCUCAAGUUUUGAGGGAACAUGCAAUUGGCAUGCUGACUGCAGGAAUGUCCACCAGAGCUGUUGCCAGAUAAUUUAAUGUUAAUUUCUCUACCAUAAGCCCCCUCCAACGUCGUUUUAGAGAAUUUGGCAGUAUGUCCAACCGGCCUCACAACCGCAGACCACGUGUAGCCAGCCCAGGACCUCCACAUCCGGCUUCUUCACCUGCGGGAUCGUCUGAGACCAGCCACCCGGACAGCUGAUGUAACUGAGGAGUGUUACUGUUUGUAAUAAAGCCCUUUUGUGAGGGAUAACCUCAUUCUGAUUGGCUGGGCCUGGCUCCCCAGUGGGUGGGCCUAUGCCCAGUUGUGUAAUCCAUAGAUUAGGGCCUUAUUUAUUUAAAUUGACUGAUUUCAUUAUAUGAACUGUAACUCAGUAAAACCGUUAAUUGUUGUGUUUUGUAUUUUUGUUCAGUAUACUUUGCAGAUAUGAAACAGACAAUCAUAAUAUCAGUCAUAUCAAAUUCCCAGUUCAUGCUACAAAACCAACUUUAUAAGAGGUUUUAAAAAUAGGUUCUACAUUUACGUCAUUUAGCAGACGCUCUUAUCCAGAGCGACUUACAGUUAGUGCAUACAUUAUUCUUUUUUAUUUUCAUACUGGCCCCCCGUGGGAAUCGAACCCACAACCCUGGCGUCGCAAACGCCAUGCUCUACCAACUGAGCUACCUCCCUGCCGGCCAUUCCCUCCCCUACCCUGGGCCAAUUGUGCGCCGCCCCAUUGGUCUCCCGGUUGCGGCCGGCUACAGCAGAGCCUGGAUUCGAACCAGGAUCUCUAGUGGCACAGCUAGCACUGCGAUGCAGUGCCUUAGACCACUGCGCCACUCGGGAGACUUAACAUUCCAUGAUGGUACUCUAAGGCAUUGUUGGCAGAAUAGAUGGCUGCAGUUCAAUGCAUGAUUCAUAUAAUUCACCAAUAGAUUUCUUGGUAGUCCAAAAAUAUUGCUAUCAGGUUGUAAAUCACAUUUGGUCUGGUACAUUGUUUUCUGCCUCCAUUCGGGAUGCACUGUUUCAGUUUCAAUGACUCAAUAUUUUGUACAACAACGGACAAAUGUAUCUAAGUCUGUGAAUGCCAAUACAAUCAAACUAGCAAGGGCAAUGAUCACAAGUCAGUCAUAACGUGGCUAAUAGCCUAGCAUAUCUAUUUAUGUAGCAAGUUAAAAACACGGCGCCUAACGUUAGCUAGCUGCUAGGAGCAUGUCAUGUAUUUGGAGGAGUGGGUGAGUGACUGACUUUUUCCCCUCAUUGUUUUUCGGUGGCUAUACACAGCUAGAGAUACAGGUGUCAUUUGGUUAGCUAGCAAUAACUUGAACGACUGUUAAAGCCAAUUUAUGCUUGAUCCGAAAAUGUGGUCGGAGGAUCCGUAUGCAGGGUGUGACGCAAUUGCGGCGCCUCCGUAGGUGUGCAGAGGCCAAAUUGAUGGUUUUGAUCAAUAGGACUGUAAAGUUCAGAAUCGUGAUAUAGAAUCGUGAUACCAGGGGUCUCAUUACCUUUCAGAAAUCUGCAUUUUCAAAUGCAGACCAUUUCACCUGUGUUUUAUAUUGAAAGUCUUGGUAUUCUUUUUGCUUCAGUAGGGUGAUUAGGGGCGUGCAACUAUAGUUUUCUAAACACAAAAUACUAGGGCUGUCCCAGACAAGUAAAUAAAAUAAAAAUCAUGGCCAGAGUCGUCCUGUUCUUUCGACUAGUCGAUUGGUCGAAAUGUUUAAACGUAUUUUUCCAUCUACAGUGAGGGAAAAAAGUAUUUGAUCCCCUGCUGAUUUUGUACGUUUGCCCACUGACAAAGACAUGAUCAGUCUAUAAUUUUAAUGGUAGGUUAAUUUGAACAGUGAGAGACAGAAUAACAACAACACAAUCCAGAAAAACGCAUGUCAAAAAUGUUAUAAAUUGAUUUGCAUUUUAAUGAGGGAAAUAAGUAUUUGACCCCUCUGCAAAACAUGACUUAGUACUUGGUGGCAAAACCCUUGUUGGCAAUCAGAGGUCAGAUGUUUCUUAUAGUUGACCACCAGGUUUGCACACAUCUCAGGAGGGAUUUUGUCCCACUCCUCUUUGCAGAUCUUCUCCAAGUCAUUAAGGUUUCGAGGCUGACGUUUGGCAACUCGAACCUUCAGCUCCCUCCACAGAUUUUCUAUGGGAUUAAGGUCUGGAGACUGGCUAGGCCACUCCAGGACCGUAAUGUGCUUCUUCUGGAGCCACUCCUUUGUUGCCUUGGCUGUGUGUUUUGGGUCAUUGUCAUGCUGGAAUACCCAUCCACGACACAUUUUCAAUGCCCUGGCUGAGGGAAGGAGGUUCUCACCCAAGAUUUGACGGUACAUGGCCCCGUCCAUCGUCCCUUUGCUGCGGUGAAGUUGUCCUGUCCCCUUAGCAGAAAAACACCCCCAAAGCAUAAUGUUUCCACCUCUAUGUUUGACGGUGGGGAUGGUGUUCUUGGGGUCAUAGGAAGCAUUCCUCCUCCUCCAAACACGGUGAGUUGAGUUGAUGCCAAAGAGCUCGAUUUUGGUCUCAUCUGACCACAACACAUUCACCCAGUUCUCCUCUGAAUCAUUCAGAUGUUCAUUGGCAAACUUCAGACGGGCCUGUAUAUGUGCUUUCUUGAGCAGGGGGAACUUGCGGGCGCUGCAGGAUUUCAGUCCUUCACGGCGUCGUGUGUUACCAAUUGUUUUCUUGGUGACUAUGGUCCCAGCUGCCUUGAGAUCAUUGACAAGAUCCUCUCGUGUAGUUCUGGGCUGAUUCCUCACCGUUCUCAUGAUCAUUGCAACACGAGGUGAGAUCUUGCAUGGAGCCCCAGGCCGAGGGAGAUUGACAGUUAUUUUGUGUUUCUUCCAUUUGCGAAUAAUCGCACCAAAUGUUGUCACCUUCUCACCAAGCUGCUUGGCGAUGGUCUUGUAGCCCAUUCCAGCCUUGUGUAGGUCUACAAUCUUGUCCCUGACAUCCUUGGAGAGCUCUUUGGUCUUGGCCAUGGUGAAGUUUGGAAUCUGAUUGAUUGAUUGCUUCUGUGGACAGGUGUCUUUUAUACAGGUAACAAGCUGAGAUUAGGAGCACUCCCUUUAAGAGUGUGCUCCUAAUAUCAACUCGUUACCUGUAUAAAAGACACCUGGAAGCCAGAAAUCUUUCUGAUUGAGAGGGGGUCAAAUACUUAUUUCCCUCAUUAAAAUGCAAAUCAAUUUAUAACAUUUUUGACAUGCGUUUUUCUGGAUUUUGUUGGUGUUAUUCUGUCUCUCACUGUUCAAAUAAACCUACCAUUAAAAUUAUAGACUGAUCAUUUCUUUGUCAGUGGGCAAACGUACAAAAUCAGCAGGGGGAUCAAAUACUUUUUUCCCUCACUGUAUAGACAGACCCACCCUAUGUACAUAUGCACUGAGCUUGAGUCUGAUGCUUUAAGCACAUUGUUUGAUUAAAUAAUUUAGACGCACAAAUGACUCAAAGAGCCUGAUGGUCACACUGUGUAAAAAAAAAAAAUGACAGCGAGUGCCUGUGUGACUGGCGCACGUUGUCUCGCUCUCCUCCCUACUGCAGCGAAAAGGCACCACAGCACAGCAGGUGUUUAUUGCGCAACAUCAUUUCAGCUAUUUAGUUUCUUACUUGUUUCUGACUGAAAAGUUCUGUUACCGAAAUCCCUAAUUUGUUUAAGGAAAAACAUUCCUUCAACCAUUGCUCUCUUUACGUGAAACAUGUAAGCAUUGCAUGCAUGUGACCAUGUAGGACCUGUAGCCUAUCAUAAUCACAUCAAUAAAUUGGUUAUAACAAACUCCGAACACAGUAACACGUGACAGCAAAAUGGAUGCGGAGGACGUGAAAAAGAAACUCGAAACAGGCACAUUUUUACUGGUUGCUCAGGAGGGAAAGGGGAAGUCAGAUCUGUGGAAGACAUUUGACUUGUUGUGAAAUCCUUCUCCCUCCAAUCUCCUGAUUCUGCCUCCUCUACUCCCUCUCUGAAUCUUUUGACUCUAUGUCCCCUAUCCUCCCGGCCGGCUCGGUCCUCCCCUCCUGCUCCGUGGCUUGACGAUUCAUUGCGAGCUCACAGAACAGGGCUCCGGGCAGCCGAGCAGAAAUGGAGGAAAACUAGAGACCCCCCCCCCCCAAUACUUUGUAGAGCCACUAUUUGCAGCAAUUACAGCUGCAAGUCUCUUGGGGUAUGUCUCUAUAAGCUUGGCACAGCUAGCCACUGAUUUUUGCCCAUUCUUCAAGGCAAAACUGCUCCAGCUCCUUCAAGUUGGAUGGGUUCCGCUGGUGUACAGCUAUCUUUAAGUCAUACCACAGAUUUUCAAUUGGAUUGAGGUCUGGGCUUUGACAAGGCCAUUCCAAGACAUUUAAAUGUUUCCCCUUAAACCACUCAAGUGUUGCUUUAGCAGUAUGCUUAGGGUCAUUGUCCUGCUGGAAGGUGAACCUCCGUCCCAGUCUCAAAUCUCUGGAAGACUGAAACCGGUUUCCCUCAAGAAUUUCCCUGUAUUUAGCGCCAUCCAUCAUUCCUUCAAUUCUGACCAGUUUCCCAGUCCCUGCCGAUGGAAAAACAUCCCCACAGCAUGAUGCUGCCACCACCAUGCUUCACUGUGGGGAUGGUGUUCUCGGGGUGAUGAGAGGUGUUGGGUUUGCGCCAAACAUUAACGUUUUUUUAUUGAUGGCCAAAAAGCUCAAUUUUAGUCUCAUCUGACCAGAGUACCUUCUUCCAUAUGUUUGGGGAGUCUCCCACAUGCCUUUUGGCGAACACCAAAUGUGUUUGCUUAAUUUGUUUCUUUAAGCAAUGGCUUUUUUCUGGCCACUCUUCCGUAAAGCCCAGCUCUGUGGAGUGUACGGCUUAAAGUGGUCCUAUGGACAGAUACUCCAAUAUCCGCUGUGGAGCUUUGCAGCUCCAUCAGGGUUAUCUUUGGUCUCUUUGUUGCCUCUGAUUAAUGCCCUCCUUGCCUGGUCCAUGAGUUUUGAUGGGCGGCCCUCUCUUGGCAGGUUUGUUGUGGUGCCACAUUCUUUCCAUUUUUUAAUAAUGGAUUUAAUGGUGCUCUGUGGGAUGUUCAAAGUUUUGGAUAUUUUUUUUAUAACCCAACCCUGAUCAGUACUUCUCUACAACUUUGUCUCUGACCUGUUUGGAGAGCUCCUUGGUCUUCAUGGCGCCGCUUGCUUGGUGGUGCCCCUUGCUUAGUGGUGUUGCAGACUCUGGGACCUUUCAGAACAGGUGUGUGUGUGUGUAUAUAUACUGAGAUCAUGUGACAGAUCAUGUGACACUUAGAUUGCACACAGGUGGACUUUAUUUAACUAAUUAUGUGACUUCUGAAGGUAAUUGGUUGCACCAGAUCUUAUUUAGGGGCUUCAUAGUAAAGGGGGUGAAUACAUAUGCACGCACCACUUUUCCGUUAUUUAUUUCUUAGAUUUUUUUUCAUUUCACUUCACCAAUUUGGACUAUUUUGUGUAUGUCCAUUACAUGAAAUCCAAAUAAAAAUCCAUUUAAAUUACAGGUUGUAAUGCAACAAAAUAGGAAAAAUGCCAAGGGGAUGAAUACUUUUGCAAGGCACUGUAGUCUCAGCAAGAGCAGCAAGACUUCGCUCUCACAUAGUCACACAGAGUAUGUGCACGGGUGCGCUUUACAGUGCUACAAACAGAGGAGAAGGAGAGCCUCGCACUUCAAAGCUCUUAGUAGUUGCGGAAAUGUACCCACUACAGCUGUUUACUUUGCAUCUGCGUCACCUGGCUGAGUAUCUUGGACAGGACACGAAAACAAAAUCCAAAGGAUGGGACAGAACAGGAUUGAAAUUCACUCCUGUGUCAUCAUCUAAUCUGACUGUGUUUGCAGAUGUCUCUGGGGGGCUCUCCUGUGACUGUGGUCCAGCUCCCUGGAGGUCAGUUCCAGGUGCAGGGGGUGAUCCAGUCGGCCCAGUCGUCGGUCAUCCAGUCCCCACAUUUGCAGACUGUUCAGGUAAGAGGUGCUCCUCGACAACCAGGAACUAGGCUUGAGCCCAUAUUCACAAAGCAUCUGAGUAGGAGUGCUGCUGAUCUAGGAUCAGUUUUGCCUUAAAGAUCGUAAUGAAUAAGAUGACAUACACAUUGGGGACCUCAUUCUAGAUCAGCACCCCUACUCUGAGAUGCUUUAUGAAUACUGGCCCUGGACUACAGUGCCUCCGGAGGACAUGGAGGUGUCCCCUGUUCUUCUAGCAGACUUUAACCUUUGUUAGCCUUUAGCCUACGUUAUCUUGCCAAAUGGUAUUACUGGUGUAAAUGUGUGAUUGAUGGGCAGGUAUAUCUAUCUUGUACACUGUAGAACCCCCACAUUCUGAUUUAAGUUAAGGUCCGAACAGUCAUUCUGAUUCCGACGUAAAAUAGCCUUUUGAGUGACUAAAACAUCACCCAUAAUAUUUCUUCCUGAUAAAAAUGCUGAAAUUUUAGAUAAAAAAAUAAAAAACUUAUGUCAAGACCAAAAAACUACCAGUAAGCCUGAAAAGACAUACCGAGUGGAGAGGGAGCUAGUAGGCUGAGUGGCUCACCUUGACUGACGGUUCUUUGAAAAUGCCUGUCAAGCAACAUGGAUGCAGUGUUGCAGUGAGAUUAUCUCAAGCAAACUUGCUGAUACACAAAGCAACUCAAACAACAUUGAAAUUGCAUGCAACAUCCAAUCCUGUCACACGUCAUGGUUUCACAAAAUAUAUUUUUAUCCAACUGUUAUUGUAACAGCAUCAAUAUAGACAGUGUUGGCUUUAUAAUUUUGCUAGCUAGUCCAAAUGGAAUUGUCAGCGCUGUUUAUGAUGCUAGCUAGUUCAUCUUCGACAAUUUCAGUUGAAACUUUACAGGGUGAGGUCUGGGUACUUUUCAUUAAAUAUAUCAGGGGGUCUUCAACCUUUUCUUGCCCAGCGACCCCCGCCCAGACAAACCGGCGACCCAGGGACCCCCAUCAUAUGUUAGCAAAUUUUUUUUAAAUAAUUAGGGGUGUAUUCAUUACACAGAUUCAGUUGCAAAACAUUUUGCAACAAACCAUAUACUCCAAACGGAAAACUAGUUUGUUCUUUUAUUUUUUUUAGGGGGGUGGCUUUUAACAAUGUAGUUGUCUGCAUAAUUUCCAAUCCCCCAUAUACACUACCAGUCAGAAGUUUGGACACACCUACUCAUUCCAGGGUUUCUCUUUAUUUUUACUAUUUUCUAUAUUGUAGAAUAAUAGUGAAGACAUCAAAACUAUGAAAUAACACAUAUGGAAUCAUGUAGUAACCAAAAAAUAGUUAAACAAAUCAAAAUAUAUUUGCUGUUCUUCAAAUAGCCACCCUUUGCCUUGAUGACAGUUUUGCACACUCUUGGCAUUCUCUCAACCAGCUUCAUGAGGUUGUCACCUGGAAUGCAUUUCAAUUAACAGGUGUGCCUUGUUAAAAGUUAAUUUGUGGAAUUUCUUUCCUUAAUGCGUUUGAGCCAAUCAAUUGUGUUGUGACAAGGUAGGUGUAUACAGAACAUAGCCCUAUUUGGUAAAAGACCAAGUCCAUAUUAUGGCAAGAACAGCUCAAAUAAGCAAAGAGAAACGACAGCCCAUCAUUACUUUAAGACAUGAAGGUCAGUCAAUCUGGAAAAUUUCAAGAACUUUUGAAAUUUCUUCAAGUGCAGUCGCAAAAACCAUCAAGCGCUAUGAUGAAACUGGCUCUCAUGAGGACCGCCACAGGAAUGGAAGACCCAGAGUUACCUCUGCUGCAGAGGACAAGUUCAUUAGAGUUACCAGCCUCAGAAAUUGCAGGCCAAAUAAAUGCUUCACAGAGUUCAAGUAACAGGCACAUCUCAACAUCAACUGUUCAGAGGAGACUGCGUGAAUCAGGCCUUCAUGGUUGAAAUGCUGCAAAGAAACCACUACUAAAGGACACCAAUAAGAAGAAGAGACUUGCUUGGGCCAAGAAACACGAGCAAUGGAUAUUAGACCGGUGGAAAUCUGUCCUUUGGUUCCAACCGCCGUGUCUUUGUGAGACGCAGAGUAGGUGAACGGAUGAUCUCUGCAUGUGUGGUUCCCGCCGUGAAGCAUGGAGGAGGUGGUGUGGGGGUGCUUUGCUGGUGACACUGUCUGUGAUUUAUUUAGAAUUCAAGGCAUACUUAACCAGCAUGGCUACCAUGGUAUUCUGCAGCGAUACACCAUCCCAUCUGGUUUGCGCUUAGUGGGACUAUCAUUUGUUUUCCAACAGGACAAUGACCCAAAACACACCUCCAGGCUGUGUAAGGGCUAUUUGACCAAGAAGGAGAGUAAUGGAGUGCUGCAUCAGAUGACCUGGCCUCCACAAUCACCAGACAACCCAAUUUGAGACUGUUUGGGAUGAGUUGGACCACAGAGUGAAGGAAAAGCAGCCAACAAGUGCUAAGCAUAUGUAGGAACUCCUUCAAUACUGUUGGAAAAGCAUUCCUCAUGAAGCUGGUUGAGAGAAUGCCAAGUGUGCAAAGCUGUCAUCAAGAGAAAGGGUGGCUACUUUGAAGAAUCUAAAAUAUAUUAUAACUGUUUUUGGGUUACUACAUGAUUCCAUAGGUGUCAUUUCAUAGUUUUGAUGUCUUCACUAUUAUUCUAGAAUGUAGAAAAUAGUAAAAAUAAAGAAAAACCCUGGAAUGAGUAGGUGUGUCCAAACUUCUGACUGGUACUGUAUUUAUAUAUUUAUCACACACAGUGCUUUCAGAAAGUAUUCAGACCCCUUGACUUUUUCCAUGUUAUGUUACAGCCUUAUUCUAAAAUGGAUACAAUUACUUUUUUUUAACCAUCAAUCUACACAAUAUACCCCAUAAUGACCAAGCGAAAACAGGUUUAGACAUUUUUGCAAAUCUAUUACAAAUUAAAAAAAUGAAUACCUCAUUUACAUAAGUAUUCAGACCCUUUGCUAUGAGACUCGAAAUUGAGCUACAGUGCAUCUUGUUUCCAUUGAUCAUCCUUGAGCUGUUUCUACUACUUGAUUGGAGUCCACCUGUGGUAUAUUCAAUUGAUUUGGACAUGAUUUGGAAAGGCACACCUAUGUAAGGUCCCACAGUUGACCGUGCAUGUAAGAGCAAAGACCAAGCAAUGAGGUCGAAGGAAUUGUCCAUAGAGCUCCGAGACAGGAUUGUGUCGAGGCACAGAUCUGGGGAAGGGUGCCAAAAAAUUUCUGCAGCAUCGAAGGUCCCCAAGAACACAAUGGCCUCCAUCAUUCUUAAAUGGAAGAAGUUUGGAACAACCAAGACUCUUCCUAGAACUGGCCGCCCGGCCAUACAGAGCAAUCGGGGGAGAAGGGCCUUGGUCAGGGAGGUGACCAAGAACCCCAUGGUCACUCUGAUAGAGCUCCAGAGUUCCUCUUUGGAGAUGGGAGAACCGUACAGAAGGUCAACCAUCUUUGCAGCACUCCACCAAUCAGGCCUUUAUGGUCGAGUGGCCAGACUGAAGCCACUCCUCAGUAAAAGGCACAUGACAGAGAAGAGGUAAUCAAAGAUGCAUGCAUUGACCCCUUGAGUUGUACAACUAUUGCAACGGCAUGCAUGAAAACCUAUCCUACACACUUUUUACCUCCAGCCACUAUAGCUAUCCCAUCGCCUGACUACAACUGACGUCAUCAGAGUGCGCUGCUGAACACUGUAUGCUGGAAACACUCGGUUUGUUAUUUUAACAAAAAACAUAACCAAUCUUUGUUAAACAUAAAUACCGAACAUGUUUUUGCAUGGAUUCCACAUCGCGGUUAGCUUUUACCAGCUAGGACCACUAGUAAUGUCAUUUAUCUGUUUGACCAGAUACAAUGCUAUUUUACUGUAAACAAAUUGACAAACUUUCAGCAUGCUUAUAGAAAAGGACAUUCAACAAGCACAGCACUUACACAAAUGACUGAUUGGCUGAGAGAAAUGUAUGAUAAAAAGAUUGUGGGGGCUGUUUUGUUAGACUUCAGUGCAGCUUUUGACAUUAUCGAUCACAGUCUGCUGCUGGAAAAACGUAUGUGUUAUGGCUUUACACCCCCUGCUAUAAUGUGGAUAAAGUGUUACUUGUCUAACAGAACACAGAGGGGGUUCUUUAAUGGAAUCCUCUCAAACAUAAUCGAGGUAGAAUCAGGAAUUCCCCAGGGCAGCUGUCUAGGCCCCUUGCUUUUUUCCAUCUUUACUAACGACAUGCCACUGGCUUUGAGUAAAGUCAGUGUCUCUAUGUAUGCGGAUGACUCAACACUAUACACGUCAGCUACUACAGCAACUGAAAUAACUGCAACACUUAACAAAGAGUUGCAGUUAGUUUCGGAAUGGGUGGCAAGGAAUAAGUUGGUCCUGAAUAUUUCCAAAACUAAAAGCAUUGUAUUUGGGUCAAAUCAUUCACUAAACCCUAAACCUCAACUACAUCUCGUAAUGAAUAAUGUGGAAAUUGAGCCAGUUGAGGUGACUAAACUGCUUGGAGUAACCCUGGAUUGUAGACUGUCAUGGUCAAAGCAUAUUGAUACAACAGUAGCUAAGAUGGGGAAAAGUAUGUCCAUAAUUAAGCGCUGCUCUGCCUUCUUAACAACACUAUCAACAAGGAAAGUCCUACAGGCACCUAGACUACUGUUCAGUAGUGUGGUCAGGUGCCACAAAGAGGGACUUGGGAAAAUUGCAGUUGGCUCAGAACAGGGCAGCACGGCUGGCCCUUAAAAGUACAAGGUGAGCUAACAUGCAUGUCAGUCUCUCCUGGCUCCAGAGUGGAAGAGAGAUUGACUUCACCACUACUUGUUUUUGUGAGAGGUGUUGACGAGCUGAAUGUACCGAGCUGUUGGUUUGGAAUACUGGCACACAGCUCAGACACCCAUGCAUACCGCACAAGACAUGCCAUCAGAGGUCUCUUCACAGUCCCCAAGUCCAGAACGGACUAUGGGAGGCACACAGUACUAAAUAGAGCCAUGACUACAUAACUGCCUUAAUGUUGCAGGACCCCAGGAAGAGUCGGCAGCAGCUAAUGGGGAUCCUUAAUAAAUACAAAUACAGCCCGCUUGGAGUUUGCCAAAAAGGAACCUAAAGGACUCUCAGACCAUGAGAAACAAGAUACUCUGGUCUGAUGAAACCAAGAUUGACCUCUUUGGCCUGAAUGCCAAGCGUCACGUCUGGAGGAAACCUGGCCCCAUCCCUACGAUGAAGGAUGGUGGUGGCAGCAUCAUGCUGUGGGGAUGUUUUUCUGCGGCAGGGACUGGGAGACUAGUCAGGAUCGAGGGAAAGAUGAACGGAGCAAAGUACAGAGAUCCUGUGCAGUGAUGCUCCCCAUCCAACCUGAGAGAGGUUCAGAUGAUAUGCAGAGAAGAAUGGGAGAAACUCCCCAAAUACAGGUGUGUCAAGAUUGUAGCGUCAUACCCAAUCAGACUUGAGGGGGGGGGGGGGGGGGGGGGGGAACAAUUUUAAUAAAUUUUAGAAUAAGGCUCUAACGUAACAAAGUGGAAAAAGUCAAGGGGUCUGAAUACUUUCUGUGCGCGUGCGUCAUUUGUAUGCUGUAGCGUUAAGAUUUCCCUUCACUGGAACUAAGGGGCCUAGCCCGAACCAUGAAAAACAGCCCCAGACCAUUAUACCUCUUCCACCAAACUUUACAGUUGGCACUAUGUAUUGGGGCAGGUAGUGUUGUCCUGGCAUCUGCCAAACCCAGAUUAAUCCAUUGGACGGCCAGAUGGUGAAGCGUGAUUAAUCACUCCAGCGAACGUGUUUCUACUUCUCCAGAGUCCAUUGGCGGCGAGCUUUACAUCACUCCAGCCGAUGCUUGGCAUUGCGCAUGGUGAUCUUAGGCUUUUGUGCGGCUGCUCGGCCAUGGAAACCCAUUUCAUGAAGCUUCUGACAAACAGUUAUUGUGCUGGCGUUGCUUCCAGAGGCAGUUUGAAACUCGGUAGUGAGUGUUGCAACCGAGGACAGACUAUUUUUGCACGCUUCAGCACUCGGCGGUCCUGUUCUGUGAGCUUGUGUGGCUUACCACUUCACGGCUGAGCCGUUGUUGCUCCUAGACAUUUCCACUUAACAAUAUCAGCACUUACAGUUGACCGGGGCAGCUCGAUUUUAUACACCUGUCAGCAACGGGUGUGGCUGAAAUAGUGGAAUCCACUAAUUUUGAAGGGGUGUCCACAUACUUUUGUGUAUUUAUUUAUUGACUGCCAGGCAAUGUUCAUAUAUAUUGACUAUCAAUGAUGUCAACAAGUUAUAAAUCUUACGUUUGGCAUCUCUCUUCAUGUACAUGACAACUGCGUCUGAGAUUUGGGCAACCGUUCCCCUCCAUGCUGAAAGCGGAAACCUAUAAGUAUCUUUGUCUUAGAUGAAUAUGGGAAACCUUUAAUUAUAUUUGCUGACACGUUGCAGUCAAAUUUUGGCACCAGUAGAUUAGCUAUCUAGCUAUGUAAACCACACCCCUCUGCAACCAAGCCCUCUGCGAUGUUGGUUACAAGGCAGUACUUAUUUAAAUUAGGUAAGAGAAAAGACGUUACCAUUGGUGUAUUCAAAUGAGAUUUUGUGGUAUCGCAAUCCCCUAAAUAAUCCCGCCUUCUGAAUUCAAGUGUUUGACAUGGGGAAGUUGACCAAUAACUUUAUGAUCAAACUUUAUCAAUGUACCAGCAAAACUCAUUUUUCAUGAUCUGGUUUCAUCCAAAUAUCAUGAAAAACAUGAUUUUGACUGUGCAGGACCUUUAAGUAAACAUGGUGUAUGAGUAACUUCUCACGUACCGGCAUCUCUUCUCUUCUCCUCUACUUCACAGGGCCAGGGCUCAGACAGUGAUGACUCCCAGGACUCCUCAGACAGUGGAGCCUCUGCCCAGAAGACCAGAGAGAUACUGGCCAGACGGCCCUCCUACAGGUAGCGGCCACCGCACUGUUGUGUCAAACGCCAUCUUAACCUGUCCAUGUAGUGGUGGAAAGAAGUGUGUGCAGACUGCAGAGGUCAAUGCUGGUGAUGGACUGGGGAUGUUAGUGGCACUCCAGUCUCCUUUUCACCUCAUUUAACACCUGAUCUGCCCCCCCCCCAUCUAUUUUUGGUGUUAUGUUCCAAAAUUUUAAAUGGUACUUUUUACAUUGGAUAAAAGUACAGACUCAGAGCUUCAAAAUGGUAUAUCAUACACUGUAGUUGGAGGAAACAUGGGGAAGUAAUGCUGCUUUAAAAGCUGAUAAAUAUAUAUUCCCAUUUAGGAGAAAAGGGCAUUCAAACAUUUUACUGCGAUUUUCACACUUGCUCUACAUUAAUCCUUAGGAAACAUACUGUAUAUUUAGAAAACAAAUACUUUUACCAAAUUGCCUAAAUGGAUUCUCUGAACAUUAUCACACCAAGUUACCCCAUUAGGCAAGCCAUUUACAGUAUUAAAUUGCCUAUUGUUGUAUAAUAAAGAUAACCUUUCACAUUGAACAGCUACAGUGCUGCUCUUUGUUUAUGCCCAUUUAGUAUCGUUCACACAGUAUUUACGUGUGCUCGCAUCCUCCCUUAAAAUACCUUCACUUGAAAAACGAGAAAGCGGCAAUAGUACCGUUUGCCUCAAAAUAGUCAGAAUUAACUAAAAUAACUCAAGAAAUCUGUCAUUAAUUUUGACUUUUUGCAGAGAAUCUUAGUCACUCAAUUUUACAUUAAGAUGUUUGGUGCUGUAUUUCUAAAGUGAAAACAUUUGCAUGAAAAAUGAUUUGUCUCUCGUUAAAUGACAAACAUUUAAUUGAAGAAUCCCUACUGUUGACCAAUCACAGAAGGGGCGUACACUUCGGCUUCCGAAAUUCAGCUUGCCUCGAGAAAAAUGUGUGCAAGAACAGCCUCCCCAAAAACAUGCCUAAGACCAAAACGAACAAAAACAUCACAAAAUGUUGUCUUAAUAUUUACACAAACUUUUCUGAACGGUUUCGGAUGGGAAGCAUGCGGAUGCCUUCAGCCUUAAAGACGAUAAUAUGCUUAAUCUGGCAAUGCGGUCCGUAGGCUCCGUACGGAUGGUGUGAUGCAAUUGCAGCGCCUCUGAAGGUUUGCGGAGGUCAAAUCAAGCUCCGUACAAUUGCCGCACACCUCCCAAAUAUUUUAACAAUGGAGGGCUCCGUAUAGCUCCACAUUGACAUAAUUGGUUAACUGUAUGUGGGGGCGGUACAUCCUGUAGAAACACACUCACUUCCUUGACAACAGCUCAGGACCCAGUUUCUCAAAUGCAUCUUAGGCUAAGUUAAUUGCUAGAAUCAUGGGAUCCUAUGGUUCUAAGAUUAACUUAGCCUUAAGGUGCUUUUGGGAAAACGGGCACUGUUCUGCGACGCGCAAGAAGUGUAUAUAUGCCCUGACUUCUGCAGAGGCCGCAUCGCAGUAAAUGCUGUAUGGCCAAUACAGAUGAAUCGGCUUUUAGACCCACCCAUCUCUUGUGACUAUGGCCAUGUGCUAAAGUAAAGCAGUGAGGUAGUGCUUAAAAAACAAAGAUUUCAAGAUUAAAAUACUUUAUUAAUUUAUUAAUUAGGGGCGGCAGGUAGCUUAGUGGUUAAGAGCGUUGUGCCAGUAACCGAAAGGUCGCUGGUUCUAAUCCCCGAGCCGACUAGGUGAAAAAUCUGUCGAUGUGCCCUUGAGCAAGGCACUUAACCCUAAUUGCUCCUGUAAGUCGCUCUGGAUAAGAGCGUCUGCUAAAUGACCAAUUAUUUUUAUUUAUUAUUUAUUAAGUGCUAAAGGCAGUAGCCAACAAUUAGGACAUUCUUAACACACAAACACAAAGGUAAAAACACUAUCUAGACCUAGGCCUAUAUCAUAAGAUCCUUUGAGUAACUUUGGUUCAGGUUAUGGUAUGAACAAAGGAAUCUAGCCUGAGAGCAUAUUUCUGUCCUGCGCUUUGGAGCAAGACAUGUAAUGUCCAUAGCCUUUUCAUUGCAAAAGUCCUGAUCUUCUCAAAAAUACAUGCUUGCUGGGGGAUGCUUGCACAUCUCUGGGAGGAAGGACAUCAACGUGGAACAGCAGCUGAAACCUGGUGCCAUCUGAGUGAAAGCUCCUUGGCCACAACAACUCCAGGCUCCAGACAAUUGAAGCUGUAAAGGAGGAAAGCAGGCAAAAAUAGACAAAACAUUGCAUGCAAGCUAUAACAUUAAUUGUCCCCAAGUUCAAGCGAUAAGUACAAAGACAAAAUACCUGAAGUGUUUCUUGUUCGCCCUCGUUCAUCUCCAGAGAGCAGGUUUAUACUGAAAGAAAAUAUCCAAAAAAAUAAGUGAAAACAUGAAUUCAUUCAUCUCCUAUAGCUUGUUAUUGCCUGUUGACUGCUACAGCUGUACUAAAAUGCCCUGUACACUCAACCUGCUUCCAGCCAAACAAUUGCAAUGCGGUCACUACAAGAUAACUAAAUGGAUUUAGCAAACAUUUAACUUCAUAAUUACCAGCUAGUUGAACAUGAAGUUAAGUUGCGUCAAUUCAAAUCUGGUAUUAGGAACAAAAGAGGUCAAUACACGUCUUCUAAAAUAGACUAGUAUUUUAAUUAAUGCAAAACACUUCAAUGGUAAAUAUGAUGUUCGUAUAUACGGGUCCACUGAAAUACCACGCAGGGCACUCAGAGAACUAAGCCAUUGUUAUGAGUUCUUCUUAAAAUACUCUGACAGAGAUAGUUCCCGCUCCCUGCUGGCCAAUCAGAGUAGAGACUGAGCGUGGUUUAGACUUACUCAGCCAAUCGUUGGCGCACAGGCUGGUCCCUGUGUCUGUGAGAAAUACAAGUCUUAUCUCAUCCUACCCCCUAACGUUCCUCACAUGAAUCACAGCUUGUUAUGUGAAACAAUUUAUAUCAGUACAGUACAACCCUUUUAUGUUUAAUCAUUAAUGCAUUCUUUCUAAGCUAGUCAUCACAUCUAGAUCCCCACAAAUCCAAUGUCGAUAGCUAGCUAUUUAGCCAUUUCAUCGUGGCUAGCUAGCGAACUUAGCAUGUCCCUAUCACUUAACAUGGAGUUUGAUUAGCUUGCUGUUUGAUUAGCAUUCGCACCACAGUGGCUAUUUUCGGUAGCUAGCUAGGUAAACAUGACAGACUGACAAACAUGACAAAGAUUAUCAUUAUGUCAUGCAUGGCUUGGCACAUCAGCAAUCAACAUUAAGAGCAGAAUGCAACUGGCCAGCUCAGCGAGCUAGCUGGCUGUAACGUUACCUGUAUGCAACUGGCUAGCUAGCUAACAAUAGCAAAUGUAGAGUGCAUUUGGAAAGUAUUCAGACCCCAUUGACUUUUUCCACAUUUUGUUACGUUACAGCCUUAUUCUGAAAUUGAUAAAAAAAUAUAUAAUCCUCAUCAAUCUACACACAAUACCCCAUAAUGACAAAGCGAAAACAGGUUUUUAGUCAUUUUUGCAAAUGUAUUAAAAAUAAAAAAAGAGACCUUAUUUACAUAAGUAUGAGACUCGAAAUUGAGCUCAGGUGCAUCCUGUUACCAUUGAUCAUCCAUGAUUUGUAAAGGCACACACCUGUCUAUAUAAGGUCCCACAGUUGACAGUGCAUGUCAGAGCAAAAACCAAGCCAUGAGGUCGAAGGAAUUGUCCGUAGAGCUCCAAGACAGGAUUGUGUCGAGGCACAGAUCUGGGGAAGGGUACCAAAAAUGUCUGCAGCAUUGAAGGUCCCCAAGAACACAGUGGCCUCCAUCAUUCUUAAAUGGUAGAAGUUUGGAACCACCAAGACUCUUCCUAGAGCUGGCCGCCCGGCCAAACUGAGCAAUCUGGGAGAAGGGCCUUGGUCAGGGAGUUGACCAAGAACCCGAUGGUCACUCUGACAGAGCUCCAGAGUUCCUCUGUGGAGAUGGGAGAACCUUCCAGAAGGACAACCAUCUCUGCAGCACUCCACCAAUUAGGCCGUUAUGGUAGAGUGGCCAGACGGAAGCCACUCCUCAGUAAAUGGCACAUGACAGCCCGCUUGGAGUUUGCCAAAAGGCACCUAAAGGACUCUCAGACCAUGAGAAACAAGAUUAUUCUGGUCUGAUGAAACCAAGAUUGAACUCUUUGGCCUGAAUGCCAAGCAUCACAUCUGGAGGAAACCUGGCACCAUCCCUGCGGUGAAGCAUGGUGGUGGCAGCAUCAUGCUGUGGGGAUGUUUUUCAGCGGCAGGAACUGGGAGACUAGUCAGGAUCUAGGGAAAGAUGAACAGAGCAAAGUACAGAGAGAUCCUUGAUGAAAACCUGCUCCAGAGCACUCAGGACCUCAGAUUGGGGCGAAGGUUCACCUUCCAGCAGGACAAUGACCCUAAGCACACAGCCAAGACAGCGCAGGAGUGGCUUUUGAGAAGUCUCUAAAUGUCCUUGAGUGGCCCAGCCAGAGCCCGGACUUGAACCCGAUCGAACUUCUCUGGAGAGACCUGAAAAUAGCUGUGCAGCGACGCUCCCCAUCCAACCUGACAAAGCUUGAGAGGAUCUGCAGAGAUACUCCCCAAAUACAGGUGUUGCAAGCUUGUAGCGUCAUACCCAAGAAGACUUGAGGCUGUAAUCGCUGCUAAAGGUGUUUCAACAAAGUACUGAGUAAAGGGUCUGAAUACUUAUGUAAAUGUCAUAUUUCAUUUUUUUUGUGAUACAUUUGCAAACAUUUCUAAACCUGUUUUUGCUUUGUCAUUAUGGGGUAUUGUGUGUAGAUUGAGGUAAAAUAACAAUUUAAUCAACUUUAGAAUAAGGUUGUAACGUAACAAAAUGUGGAAAAAGUCAAGGGGUCUGAAUACUUUCCGAAUGCACUGUAGCGAUCUUUGCAUUUUAACUGUAGACUUACCUGUGUAUGGAUUAUGAUGAUUCAUGGCAGACUGAAAAACUGUCCAAAUUUGAAGCUGCAAGCAGCAAUGCUGGGGUUAAAACUGUGGACCCACUUUGCCGCCAUCAGGACCAAUUGAAAACAUUUGCCUAGGAUGAGCUACUUCAGUACUCCUACAAUGAUGUUAUUAUGUUUUUGAUAUUUACUAUAUGAGACACUUAUUCUCCAUUCAUUUUCCAGUCUCAUUAGUUUGGUUCUGUAGCAUAGAGUGUUGUUUUAGUGUAAGGAUUUUGGUAAUGGAUUAUUGUAUGAGUAAUCUCCUGCGUCUUCCCGGUGGUCUGUAGGAAGAUCCUCAAUGAGCUGUCUGCUGAGGAGGUGGCGUCACGGAAUGAGGGAGAGGAUGAAAACCCUGCUUCCUCUGGCAUGACUUCAGUGACAAUGCCCAACACCCAGACAAUCUACCAGACCAGUAGCGGCCAGUACAGUAAGGGUUGACCUACUACAUAGCACUAAAACAACCACACAACACCGUCCUACCAGUGCACCAUUUUGUCACUAUAAAUAGAUUAUACAGUUGGAUAUUGUUAGAAUUGGAGGCACUUGUUGAGUAAGUAAGGGAUCAUCAAUCAUGGGCUACUGUAACAUUUUUGCUUCCGUCCUUCUCCUCGCGCCUACCUGGGCUUGAACCAGGGACCCUCUGCACACAUCGACAACAGUCACCCUCAAAGCACUGUUACCCAUCGCUCCACAAAAGCCGCAGCCUUUGCAGAGCAACGGAAACAACUACUUCAAGGUUUCCGAGCGAGUGACAUCACCCGAUUGAAACGCUACUAGCGCGCACCGCUAACUAGCUAGCCAUUUCACACCGGUUACACUACUACAGUUUUGUGGAAAUAUACCGCACCGCAGGGGAAAGGGAGUGCAAAAUGGCUCCCGAGGUGUGGUCAUGGUGUGUGUGCUCCCGAUCAUACUCAAUAAUGUCUGUGUGUUGACUGUAUGUUGAUGGAUGAAAUACUCCUGUUAAACUUUGAUUUGGAAGGUGGUCAUUUAUUUGGCAUAUGCACAGGACACAGCGUAUUGUACAAUGAAAUGCCUACUUGCAAGCUCUCUUCAAACAGUGCCUUCCAGUGUGUUUACUGUCUGUAGUUAGUAGUGGUGGGCACUAAUGUCGAUAAUUCAAUUUGAUAUUGAUAUGAAAAUUCACACUAUAAUGUAAAAAAUGCUACAUGACUGUUCCCUCCAUGCACAAAUCCCUCAACUUUUCACAGGCUUUCAACUCAGUCAGCCAUGGACGCGAGCAGAAAAGUGAACCUUCACACAGUUGCAAUUUAUUUUAUAAAAAUGGAUAUCGAAUCGAAAAAAUGCAACUGAUAUCGAUUUUUUUUUUCUUCAUAUAGGUGCCCAUCAUACCUAGUAGUUACCUUUGUCCCUAAUGUCCUGUGUGUUUAUUGUCUGUAGUUACCAUCGCCCCUAAUGGCGCCAUCCAGCUGGCCAGCCCGGGGUCAGAGGGCCUCCAGGGGUUACAGACUCUUACCAUGACCAACUCAGGCCAACAACAGGGCACCACCAUCCUACAGUACGCUCAGACGCCCGACGGACAGCAGAUACUUGUGCCCAGCAACCAGGUGGUCGUACAGAGUGAGUAUGGCUUCAUGACUCACGGUAAGCUUCGAGACGAUACCACAAGGAGUAGUACCCAGGAGUGCCUGCUAAUCCACCCCCCCUCCCCCCUUUAUUUUGUGUUGUCACUAAAGUUUCUCUGAAGGUGUGUAAAUAUGCACUGGUCCCAGCUUGCGGUCCACAUUGUAAUGUGUUGAGAUUAUAAAGAGGAGAUGCCCUCAUCUACUGUUUUGAUUGGCCCCAUCCCCCUCAGAUGCAGGAGGAGAGAUGCAGACGUACCAGAUCCGCACGGCGCCCACAGCGCAACAGACCGUGGUCAUGACUUCCCCUGUAGGAAUAUCUGAGCAGAAGAGUGGCGACCCCACCAUGAAGAGAGAGAUCCGCCUCGCCAAGAACAGGUGUGUGUGUGGGGAUAAGCAUGUGGUGUUACUGUGUGUGUGUAUAAGGAUGUGUUGUGACAGUGCACAGUUAGUCCCUUUGUCUGUUUGUGUGUGUGUGAACCUUAAAGGGCAACUGAACACAAUAACCAACUUCUCUGGUUGGAAAAGGCCUAUGUGUCAUCGAUAUUAGUCAGAAACAUUUAUUCCAGCACCAAAAUGUUCUAAAGUUGAAUAAUUUUGGUCAUAAAGUCAGUAUAUUCCAAAAGUGUUUUGUGAGAUUUGUGUAACUGAAGAUGUCACAACUUACAUGAGGGUUGGGUUUUGAUUUCAAUCCUGCCCACACAGUACCGCUGCCUGGCACAGUAAUGACGGCUGGCAGUAAUCAAAUCAUCUGGAUCACAGCUGCCUGGUGUGCUGUAGUGCAGACGUACCAGAUCUACUACAGCACAAUUGGAUAGUCACCAGACUCAAUCUACAACCCGCCCACUUAUUUACAGACAACCAAAGUAACCAUUAGCACACAGCGCCUCAGACAUUGUCGCAAAUGUUAUGUUGAAACAACGAGAGUUGUUCUUUUAUAUAAGGCUUGGGUUUUUUCCAACUAAAACAUUCACAUUCUUGUGAGCUAACGUUAGCAUCACAAAUUCUACUUUUAUCAAAGAUGGCAACAUCUAGAAAGCAGGAUGCUCAAAGCAUGGAAUUCCCUGAUCAAUCUCGUACACGUUGCCAUGCUGUGUCACGCGGUUGUUAAGCCAUCCGGUGUGGUGGCCUGUUUGGGAUUGUGACCGAAUAGGAACAAACAACAUUACUGCAAGGAUAUGAUAUAGCGAACAUAACACACCCACAUCGAACCACACCACUAAGACUGAAAUCUUGUUUUUUUUAAUGAGCAACAGAAAAACACAUGGAGAAUCGAUGAGUUCAGUCGCUCUUUAAAUGUAAUCCUCUAAAGCAGUUUUCUGUGUUUCUCCCUGGCAGGGAAGCGGCCCGUGAGUGUCGCCGGAAAAAGAAGCAAUACGUCAAAUGUCUGGAGAACCGCGUGGCGGUGCUGGAGAACCAGAACAAGACUCUCAUUGAGGAACUCAAGACGUUAAAGGACCUGUACUGUGUCAAAACAGGAUAA